AUGAACAAACCACCGGCCCUAUUUUGCAUAUUGCUACUGCAGCUGCUGUACAUUGCACCAAGCAAACAGGCUUCGACGGCAAACGAUCCACACUACUGGGCCGGUGUGGUGGAAUUCAGUUCCGACCGGGUAGCAAGCGAAUCAGUUGAAACCAGUACGGCCAACCGGCUGGAACAGUAUCUCGCCAUCAUUAACUCCGGCGAAGCGAACGUUACCGAUGUGAUCGUAUUUCCCGAAGGCACACUCAAUCGCUACGAAACCGCUUCCUUUGUGCCACAACCACAGGACCAGAUAGUACCGUGCAACAACCUGUCGUACGAACGGGUCGUGCGUGACAUCUCGUGUGCGGCACGCAAUCGGAAAAAGUACGUCCUGAUUAAUCUGACCGAAAAAGCAAGAUGUCCCGAAGGGAUGGACAAUCGGCCAUGCAGCCCAGAUGGAUUGUAUCACUUCAACACGAACGUGGCGUUCGAUCGGGAGGGUAUGGUCGUAUCGCGCUACCGGAAGUUCAAUCUAUUCGGUGAGGCGGGCAUCAACACGACCAGCUAUCCGGAGAUUGUAAGCUUCGAAACGGAUUUCGGUGUACGGUUUGGACACUUUAUCUGUUUCGAUCUGAUGUUUAACGAACCCGCGCUGGAGCUGGUACGGCUGGACGUGACGGAUUUCAUCUUUCCAACGAUGUGGUUCUCGGAACUGCCCUUCCUGACAGCGUCACAAAUUCAACAAGGAUGGGCCUUCUCGAACAAUGUAAACCUGCUGGCGGCUGGUGCGAGCUUUCCGGGUGUUGGUAGCACCGGAACGGGUAUUUAUUCGGGCCGGCGCGGUGAGAUCCUCACCGUCAUGAAUCAUGAACCACAAACUAAACUCUACGUUGCUCAGGUACCGAAAAUGAACUUCCCAAAUGCGGCCUUUAACAAAAUACCGCAGCCGAAAGGUACACCGGCCCAGAUGGCCAAACUGUUUCUCAAGCGGGACCAAAUCGACCGGUACACUACGAAGGAUCUUCCGAUGACUUCCAACGUACAGCUCGAGGAGAGCGUUUGCUAUCAAACGCAUUGCUGCAACUUUACCAUCAACUAUAGCGUCAAGUCCAAUCUACAGAACACGCAGUACUAUCGCUACAAGCUAGCCGCGUAUGAUGCCGGCCGUACGUUCGAUGGUUUUGCCGAUGGACAGAUUACGACGUGUGCCAUUUUUGCCUGCUCGUCCACGAACUAUAGCGACUGCUCGAGAAGAUUCGACGCGAACGAAGCGUACGAUGAUCAAGCCGUCACGUUCAAUUCCAUCACCAUUGUGGCAAAGUUUGCCAAUAACCGUGAUACGUUUGUACUGCCCAACAACGUGGACACUAGCAUCGUACCGUUCGAUGUGUCGGAAACCGAAUACAACGUUGUGCCGAGUGUGGGUGAUGCGACACCGCACAACAUUGUGACCUACAAGCUAAACCGUCCUCAUUCGGAUCUGUACACUUUCGCUAUUUGGGCACGUAAGUUUGAGGGUCAUGCUAGUGCCGGUGCUAAUCCUUCCGCUGUGUAUUCGACGUUAGUAUUCGGUGUGAUUGGUUUGAUAGGUUUGGUGAAGAAUUUGUGGAAGUUUUAACAACAUUAUCCCACUCCCAGCAG
Molecule: messenger RNA, 1622 nt
Organism: Anopheles maculipalpis
Lineage: Eukaryota; Metazoa; Arthropoda; Insecta; Diptera; Culicidae
Product: vanin-like protein 1
Exons: 5
Coding region: 1-1599 (532 amino acids)
Molecular function (GO): hydrolase activity, acting on carbon-nitrogen (but not peptide) bonds, in linear amides
Source: RefSeq, a predicted model, not a curated record